Aureobasidium melanogenum CBS 110374 is the source of this 1779-nucleotide messenger RNA. RefSeq lists its product as uncharacterized. The transcript is spliced from 2 exons. The record is from RefSeq and is a predicted model, not a curated record. NCBI's taxonomy places the organism in Eukaryota, Fungi, Ascomycota, Dothideomycetes, Dothideales, Saccotheciaceae. Bases 1 to 1779 code for a protein of 592 amino acids.
AUGGCGCAAAACACACAACAGCCCUUGAUGGGUGUCAGGUCUGCACAAGAUCAGCUGUGCGCGCUAGCAUCACAGUUCACUAGUCUAGCUGGUCUGGGUGACCAUUCGGAUCCUGAACUCCAGAGAUAUUUGGCAAUCCGCAUCACUGAUGUUAUUAGACGGGAGCUGGUCCAACGUGGCGCCAUCCAGCCUGAUCAACAGCCUACAAUUUGGGAGGGAGGCCCCCGACUAGAUUUGCCGGAGCAGUCAGCCGUCAACACACUCAACCCGGCGACUUUUGAAGAUGAAGAAAUCGCCAUACGCACCGAGGCUAUGCCUGACCGUUCGGAGACUGAUGAAGAAGACAUUGACAUGUCUGAUGAUGCAGAUCGGAACUACGUGGUUGGAUUGUCUCAAGAGGGUUUUGCUGCCAAAUUACACAAAUGUAUCCUAGAUGCAUCCGACAACAACCUCAAGACAGUCGAGCCUCAGUUCACAGCUACCUUACCGAUGGUCGAAAGAUUAGGACCGCUGAUGGUUAAGGCACUGACCACAUACUGGGACAAAGAACUGCGCCAGGCCGAAGCAGCACUGGCUGCCACAGGUGAGCCCAGACAAGCACUUGAAACGCUAGGCCUCGCAGAAUACUGUCGUCAACCAGGAAUUCUGGCAGAGAGGGACAACGCUGGUGACUUCGAUGGUGCUGUAAUGAGCAUCAAAGACAUCGUUCAAGCACAAGAAGAUGUGACAUACACAAGACAAGGCAUGAAGUCUUGGGUCUGGCCGCUCCUGCAAAAAUACUGCAUGAAUACCGACCAAAGCAAGGAAGUCGAGAUUGGUAACGAAGAGCUCUUGUACAUGGCUUUGGGCGAAAAAUUUCCCAAAAGCUACGGAGAGUACAAGUUCUCACGACAGGACAUCGAGUCUCAUGGCUUGGUCUAUGAGCGCCCUGAAAAGGAGACUAAGGACAAAUAUGCCCCCAGCAAGUGGCGCGGCCGCCGUAGAAAUUACUACAGGUGUCUGUCUUGGUUAAGAACUGAAGGCCAUAGUUGGGUGUUCAUGGUCAACGUCAGAAACCUGGACUCACUCUUCGGACAAAUCAGCGAUCCGGAAGCAACCUUUGGACCUUGGAUUGAGUUUUUCGGCUCGUUUCCAGCCGAAUUGAGUCUUCGUGCAUUCAGCAGAGCUAAUGGAGACUACUCUGGGCGCCGUGAGAUGCGCUUGUUCAAGAAUGUCCCUCAGGCGGUACGUGACGAAUGGAAUGACAACCGCGUGGUUUGGAAACACUUUACCGAGCUAGUUGCAUUCCAGUCGAACACCGAAGUUAUGGCUGACAUGGAGAAACGAGCCUUCAUCGAUCUUCCCAGCAUGGAGGAAACACUGAAGUACGGCUACUGUGGAUUCCGUGACGACAAUUACUCCUGGUCAAUCACAAUCAGAGACGAUGAAAAAGGUGGUUUAGGUGCAUUCUCGACCGUACCAAUCAAGGCAGGCUCGUUCAUUGGUUUCCUGCCAGGCUACUGUCGUUUCAGUCCCGAAAAAGAAAACCGAAUGGAAGUGGAGGGCUUUAUUGAGUCUCAUUUGCUGGGACUCUUGUUCGAAGACCAGGGCUGCUGUGGACUCCUUUCCUACAUGAAGAGGACAAAUUUUGGCGCGGAGGGAAAUGUCAUCGGAGGAUGGGAGCAAUUCAACGAUGACAUGGGUCAGAACUCCAUACCUUGGUGCAUCGUGGUAUUCGCAUACCGCGACAUCCCUGCACUGACACCCCUAGUAUUCUGGGACCACAUGAGAUUUGACUGA